Messenger RNA from Lactuca sativa (garden lettuce), 880 nucleotides. Lineage: Eukaryota; Viridiplantae; Streptophyta; Magnoliopsida; Asterales; Asteraceae. The record is from RefSeq and is a predicted model, not a curated record.
UAAACAAGAAGCUGAUUUUAGCCAAUUAAACAAUUUAAGUACUAUGAAUGAGAACUCAUACCCUCAUAACAGCGGAGGUGGUACUUCUUCGGUUUACAGGGGUGUCCGGAAGAGGAAAUGGGGCAAAUGGGUAUCUGAAAUACGUGAGCCAGGAAAGAAUUCUCGAAUCUGGUUAGGGAGUUUUGAGACACCUGAAAUGGCGGCAGCAGCAUAUGAUGCAGCUGCAUUUUACCUCAGAGGUGAUGUUUCUAGGCUUAACUUCCCAGAAAGAGCAACUGCUCUCCCUAGGCCACUUAGCUCCACUGCAGAAUGCAUACGCAUGGCUGCUCAUGAGGCUGCCUCGCUGUUUGGACCAGCUAAUUCCAUGCCGGAGCAGGGUGGCUCCAGCUCAGGUCAUACAGUGCCGGUGAAUGUCGGACUUUCUCCUAGCCAAAUUCAGGCAAUAAAUGAUUCACCACUUGAUUCUCCCAAAUUAUGGAUGGAAUUGGGUGAUGCUCUUAUAGCUGAACAGAAAAUGUAUUUUUCUAACACUACUACUAACUUUGAUCAUAUUCAUAUGGCCGGUGAUUGGGACGAGAUUCCCGACUAUCCCCUCUGGGAAUAAUUCAUAGGGUGGCCCAACAAUAAAGGAUCAGCAAGAUAAUCUUUAACAGCAUGCGGGAUUUACAGUUAACAUAUUGAUCAUCUAUUGUGAAUUCCAUCAGGAGCUGAUUUUUUAGAAGCUCAUUUGAGAUUACUGCGUAGUGCUAGCAAGGGCCAGUUGCUAAUUAGCAGACUCAAUUCUUUACUGUGUUGUGUUUAUUGUUUUCUUUUUCAUCCUGAUGUAAACAGGAAUGAUUCCUGCAAGGUUAUGAUAUACAAAUUAUAUUGAUUUCUAUUA